Molecule: messenger RNA, 31290 nt
Organism: Podarcis lilfordi (Lilford's wall lizard)
Lineage: Eukaryota; Metazoa; Chordata; Lepidosauria; Squamata; Lacertidae
Source: the annotation of a GenBank genome assembly
AUGGCGACGCAAGGAAUGCGACCGCCCUCUAGGGGGCGCUGCAGCGCGCUGAUCAACAAUAAAACAAAAAAAACUCCCCUGGGCCUUUUGUUCUCUCGUUGGUUUAUUCGUGACGCCACAGGGGAGGCGGGCCCUGGCCAGAGCCUUCCCGCGCGCAUGCGCAUCCCGCCCUUUGUGACGCUGUCCUCCCCCGUUGCCAGGAUACGGGAAAGCGCUGUGGGGCCGCGGCCUGCAAGCGGGGCUCUAGUGGCGCUGGGAGCAGCCGAGCGAGGCCUGGCGGGGGCGGGGGGCGUGGAGCAGAGGCGGCGCGUCAGCGGCAGGUGGAGCUCCGGCCCGGCGGCGGCUGCUCGCGCGACCUUCCUCUUCCGGGUUUGCGGCCCGUCCUCCCCUUCCAGCCUCCUCGAGUCCUGACCCCGCAACGCCGCACCCCCGAGGCAGUGUGCGAGGCGGGAAGGACCGGUGACCAGAGAGCGGGGUUUGUUUGGGGUCUUGUAAGCUCAAGGAGGAGGGGGGAAGCAGUGGAGGAAAGCCCCUUGCCUGCCACGUGCCCAACAGGACUGCAGGUCGGUUCAUUCAGAUAUAUCUAUAUAUUUCCCCCCCGUUUCAUAGAAUCGUAGAGUUGGGAAGGGGCCGCACGAGGGUCAUCUAGUCCAGCCCCUUGCCAUUGCAGGAAUUUAUUUAUUUAUUUUGCCCCACGUGGGGCUCGAACCCACAGCCCCGGGAUUAAGAGUCUGUUCUACCGAUUUAGAGAUUGUUAUAGGUUGCCUUUUUCAGAGCUGAAAACCCUCGCGAUGAAAUACAGUGCCCCAGUUGCAAGCAGUUUAUUGCGAAUUUUAAACACCCCCCCAGCUGUAAUAAAACAUAAACACCCGGCCCGAAAACAACGAGCAACAGAGUGUAACGAUAAACAGCAACCCACCAACGGUGAGAGAACACGGUAGCAGAAUGGAAACGCCGUGGUAGGAAAGGCCGACGGGGCAGGUGGGUUUCCCAAGUUUUCCCAAGGGGCCUGUUGGUCCCAAGUUAACCAGGUCACCAGUUGGCAAUGGGUUCUGGAGCUGUGGGGCGGCCCCAGAAAAUGCCUUUGCACCGGGUGACUUAACUGCUUUUUUGUGGCAGGCAGGUGAGAAGGGCUAUCAAAGCUAAAUGGAACCUCCAGGGGCAGAGGCAGUCUAUCUCUGGAAUAGUAGGUGUUGGGGCCGGGGAGUGGACAACGGGAGGCUUACUCCUUCUGGCCUCCCUGAGGGCAGUUGAUGUAAUUAGAUUGCAAGUGGGAGGGCUUUAUCCUUGGGAUCCACUUUUUUUCCCAGAACCCUGAGGUCUGUCUGCUGGAGCCAUGUGCAGAACAGUUGCCUAGAAAGUGUGGUGUUCGUACACUUAGAAGUAAUGAUCAGGACAACUCUGGGUGCUUCUCAAUCCUGGAAUUUGUUUUUAGUGCCAGAAAUAAGCUGAUAUUCCUUCCAGGCAAAAUCCAGCCUUCAUUCUCUUCCCCCAGCCUCCUAUCAGCACUUAAUUUGUUUCACUGGGGUGGUGUGGGGGAAAGGAAGGUAUUGUUAGGAUCUGCAUCAAGUACAAGUAGAUCCUUUGUGAUCUACUUCAAGUCACCCAGAGAUCCACUAGUAGUUAUUUAUUCAUCAUUUGUUUGUUUGAUUGAUUGAUUGAUUGAUUGAUUGAUUUAUAUACUGCCCUUCAUCAAAAGAUCUCAGGAUGGUUCACAAUAUAAAAGCACAAGAUAAAAGCACAAAUAAUAGUAAAAAAAGGAGCAAUAAAACAAUAACCACCCCACACACCCUUGCAUUAGACCGUCCAAUCCAGCUGUGGUUUUCUUACCAUGCGCUUCACAGAAUAGAUUCCCUUACAUGGAUCUAUAACUUACUGCAGAAGGAACAUUAAUGGCAUAUAUCUCACUUCACCCUUAAACUGUUUUUCAAGCUACAUUAAACCACUAAGUGAGAGGUCAUCUAGAGUUCUGAGGUUUGCUGUCAUUGAUGUGCUCAUGGCACCCAGCUCUGUCUCCCCAUUAGAUUUAUUUCAGUUAUUGGUCCCCUUAAGUCAUUUGCACCACAUGAGGAAGGGGGCUGCAUUUUCACACCACCCUAAAUGUCACCUCUAGCCCUGACCUCUGCAUUUUGAUUGAGCGGAAGAUCUGAAAUGGUACGCUUGGUAAAAAUCCAAAGACAACACCAUGUACAUUAGAUUUGGCACUUUCUUACAGGUACUAGCCCUCUUCCUUUAUUAGCCUCAUAACAGGUUAGCAAUACAGUUUAACUGUUAAUUGCUAUUGGCUGUAAAGCUUACCUUUUGAUUUCUGUCUGGUAGUAAAGUUACAAAAUCCAUUUUCUGAAAGUGGCGACCCUAGGGCAUCUCUCUAUCUUGGACCCUCAAAACAUUGUAUAUUUAAUCCAAUGUCUUUGUGACUUGAAGAAGGGACAUCCUUUAUUGCCCUCCUCGGAGUUCUACUCCAACCCACACUUUCAUAAGCAAUUUAAAAGGGUCUCUUGCUUCUGUGUGCCACAUUUCUGUCUCAUAAAACACCCCACAUCCUAGCUGCGUGGAAUGCGAUGAGUGAGCAACAAAGAGUAUGGGAGUUGCCUUUUUGGAUCAGAGCAAAACCCAUUGGGUCCAGGGUCUGGUGCAGGAUGGAGAUGACACCCUUGCUCCAUUGCUUUGCUUCCCGCUUCUGAUAAACAUUAGUACUAAAUGCCAUUUCCAAAUAUGGAAUACAUAGUCAUGUAACUGUCUACUGUGAAUUUGUCUACUAGAAUUUAAUUGCUCUGGGACCAUCCCGUGAUACCCUUUUAAGGACUUUUGAAUAUGGGCAGGGUGGGAAACAGGUGCAGAACAAAUGCUCUUCCUCAGCUUCCCUAAGAUCUCUACCAAACACAAGACCUCUGGAAAAUAGUUAUGAGUCAAGUUUUGGAGGUAUGGUGUAAAGACACAUGAGGCCAUCACCUUGCUAAAGCUAAGUUCUGUGCCUGGUCAGUGCCUAGAGGGGAGACCAUAUUGAAAUCAUGUAGGUUCCAGGACAGAGGAAUGGCAGGAAAAGCAGAGGAAAAAAAUACUGCUUAACUAAAUAUGUAAAUAGAUCAUGGGAUUAGGCUGGAUUUGUUUCCUCCCCCAGCACCAGCCAUUUGGGAAGCAAGCACAUAGACCAGGAAUAGGCAACCUAAGGCCCGGGGUCCGGAUCCGGAUCCGGCCCAGUCGCCUUCUAAAUCCGGCUCGUGGAUGGUCCAGGAAUCAGUAUGUUUUUACAUGAGUAGGAUGUGUCCUUUUUAAAAAAUGCAUCUCUGGGUUAUUUGUGAGGCAUAGGAAUUCGUUCAUCCCCCCCCCCCCCCAAUAUAUAGUCCGGCCCACCACGUGAUCUGAAGGAUGGUGGACUGGCCCAUGGCUGAAAAAGGUUGCUGACCUUUGACAUAGACUAAGUCUCCCUCCCCACUUGGAUCUGGUAGAGCUGAGAUAAAAGAUAUAAAACAGGGAUGGGAAACCUAUGGCACUCCAGAUGAUGUUGGAUUGCAACCAGAAUGACCAGUGAGCAGGGAUGAUGGGAGCUGUAGUCCAAGAACAUCUGGAGGGUCAAAGGUUCUCCAUCUCUGCUGCAAAGGAACCAACUGAGUAACUCUGCUAGUUGCUGCAAAAGGUUAUGGGGUCCAGGUUUCAAAAAAUUGUGCCAAAAAUGUUAAUCUUUAAGGUGCCAGAUGUUCUUCUGUUGCUUUUUGCUAUUUGCUGUCAAUGAAAUGCCAAAGAACGACUAGAGCACUCUUUUUCCAUGGCCUUAUAUUGUACUGAAAUUCUAAACCCAAUCACCCAUUGAAGUUAGUCAGAAUUAUGUCCAAAUAAACAUGUAUAGGACUGCAUUGUAAGUCCUGGGUCAGACCCAGCCCAGCAGAAUGUUUUAGGAUUAAACCUAGUAUGUUGCAUUAUUGAAGGCUUUUCCUGUGCAGAAUUUUGAGAACAUCAGGAGCGCUGGACAAAACGGAGUAGGAAUUUUCCUCAAAGCCUCUAAUGGUAGUUUCUAUUCCAUUGCAUUUCUUGCCAAGGAAUAUAAUCAUUUUAGUGGGUCAUCUCUUUAGAGCAGAUAUAGGCACCCAACUUUGUAAAGCACCAGACAGAAGGCAGCAUCCAUUGAGGCCUAAUGAGUAGCUAGAUGCUUUUACUGCCAGUUCAUUAGAACAUCACAAUAUAAAUGGGAAUACACACCUCUGUAUUUCUUUUCUGUAAGAAUCUAAGCACUACAAUUCUGUUGUGGGGUUGUAGCAAAAUAUAUAUAUCAACCUCAUGAGCCUGCCCCAUAUACACCCAGUGUCAUAGUCUGUCCCCCAUCUCAGAGAAUAAGACAAGCCUCCAGCUUUGUAAAUUAGCUUUUGGUGCAGCUGUUUCUUGCCCUGAACUGUGCAUGAAUUGGCCUGCUUGCCAACAAAUGGUUAGUUACAGUUUCUGUGGCAACUUAAACUGUGAUAAGGUGGAGAGCUAACAGUAGUUUCUCUUUCAGCUUGAGUCUAGUGACUUGGAAGCAUCCCAAAACCAAAAGCCUUAUGAAGCAGCUGCGUGGGAAUAAAGGUGGGGGCAAUGCCAGAAAGAAGAGUUCCCCCUCUGGUAAGGACAGCAGGAAUCCAGCAUUACAGACGUCCGAGGACAGCAGGCCGAUCAGCAUCCUAAAUCCAAAACUGUUGGCUCAGAAGCGACCUCUGCAAGGUUUGAGCAGUAUGGGAGGCAGCACCGCGGGGAGUCCCGAAGAUGCCAAAAGACCAAAGCUCUUGCCUGAAGCGAAUUCUCCUGGCCAGGAGGAAUCUGAAGACGAGGAGUCGGAUGACAGUGAAUAUGAGAGAGCAGAGAGUGAGAGUGAUGACAGCGAUUAUACAGACAGUGAAGACGACGAUGACGACGAAACUGGCAGCGAUGCCUCAGAAAGCAGUAACAAAGGCCCUGAAGAAACAACAAGCCAGCCUUCUUCAAAGACUGAUUUAACAAAAGGUAAACGUUGAUGCUUGGAAAAAUUCAAUAAAUAGUGCAUCUUUGUGUCACCUAUCAGCCGUUUUGAGCUUUUCUUUCUCUGGUGGCUUCGCUUCUAAUUAACCGCCUUAGAUGUGGGCGUGUAACCAUUAAUAUGCAUUAUAGCCACCAUUCAGAUGCGCUCCUUGACACUGCUCUCUUUAUCACCUAACCGUCCUACAUAAUUGCCUUAUCGUCAGGUGUGUCUCAUGCUUCGUGCUGCCUCUGAAAGCAGGAAAAUAACGGAGAGUGUGCCUUUCUGUGUCAUACUCUGCAUGAAUGUAUAUUCUGUUGCUCAGAUACCAAAGAAGUUGGGGCUGUCGGUUGAAUAAUCUCUUGCAUCCUAUAUAGUGGAAACAUGUUAUUGCAAUCCAAAACGUUGUGUUGAAAUAUGGAAUUGCCUGUCAUUUUUAAGGGCUGCAGAAAUGCCACAUGGUAGUCAAACCACUAAAAACAAUGAUGGCUAUUCCUCACAACAGCUGAUCAGGCAAAGUAGGGCUGGGUGAUAUAUUGUCCAAAACCGGUUUGAAGUUCACAUCAUGAUAUCUGUUUCAUAAUAUUUGACCUGGCAGUAUAUCGUGAAUCACAAUAUGUGUGAGGGCUCGUCAAUAUCUGGUUUUCAACAUCACGAUAUAUCGCCAGCUAAACAUCACCGAUAAGGACGGAACUACGCAGAGACAAACAGGCUACUUACUUGGCAACUGCUACUACUUAGGGCUCUAAAACAGAUAGAUGUCAUUAUUAUCAAUCACUGCACAGUCAGUUUCAUCAGCAGGCAAGCCAAAAUGCAUCCAAACUUGGGGUUAUGGGCUUGGCUUCCAAAUUGUGGUAUUCAGGACAAUCCAAAGUACAGUGAUGAGUCAUGGUGAAUACAAAUAAUCUGGGACUACCAGCAGGCUUGCUAGGUGACUGAAGCGGUGGUGGCAGAAACAGCAGGGACCUCAUAGGCAGUAGUGGCAACAGCCUUUAAGGCCCAACGGUGACAGCAGAAUCACUGGCGGCCUGCGAGGCCUGGCGGCGGCAGGAGUUACUAUCAGAUAUCGUGAUAUAUCGAUAAGUUGAGAUGUUUAGCUGAUGGUAUAUUGCGAUAUUGAAAACCAGAUAUCGCCCAGCCCUAAAACAAAGCUGUGUUAUCCCCCUGUUGAAGUCUGAGGAUGGGGGAACGCAGGCUGGAGAAACAGCGGCUUGUCUACGUUCACCAAGGUAAGAAUUGCUCGCUGGAAACGACACACUUGUCUGCUGCCCUAUAGCAGCUCACUGUUUGCACCCCGUCAACGGUGCCAUUGCCUCGGUUGUCUAAUGAGAACACUUUGUAAAGCAGGUUAGUCUUCUGGUUGGAUGUUUUGCAUUUUCUCAUGGAGGAAGGGGAGUAGUCUCCAAAAAAGGUACUUUGUUGGCCUCAGGUUUGGGUGAUCUGUUUUCCUUUACGCUGUCCUGACAGCAGAUUAAAGAAGCUCAAAGAACGUUGUGGAUCUUUUGAAAGUUCAAAAUAUUACGUUAUGACAGUGCUAAUUUGUUCCUUGUUUGAUCUCUGCAAUGGUUCUAAAAUUGUUUGCCACUAGUUUCAAACCUGAAAUAUGUAAUGUGCAUUAGUGCCCUCCCCAAGAGUUGGUGCAAGUGUAGCAAAUUCAAAAAAAGAGGGAGCUCGAGGAGUAAAAGAGGAUUAGGAAACAAACGGUACUGAAAAUGAGCAUUUUUUGUGAGUCAUGUUGACUGCUGCAGUAAGCAACUGAUCUUUGUAAUAAAUCAGUUUAGUUACUACUUGAAAGCCAAGUUUGCCUCGUGGUAAUUCUGUAGAUUUCCGCUCUUUGUCAUAUCUGUUGAGAAUUGACUGUACUCUAGAGUUCUAAAUGUAUGCUCAAGCCUUCAGCCAAAAUUACGGUUUGGUCUACUCCACAGAAAGAGCUUAUAAGGGCAUUGUGGAACUGUCAGCAAGAAGCAGCCGGAAGCACUAAUAAAGAACAAAUGAGCCACUCAAAACAUGUUUUUCUGUUUUGAAAAUAUGCUUCCUAAAUGCAAUAAGCAAUGUGAUAUGAUAUUUAUAAAAUCAUUGAGUGAGAUUUCCUAAGGCAGCCUUUUAAGUUAGCUUUGGAAUUCUUGUUUCAAUGCAGAAAAACAAGAUUUGCUCUUAAGAAUUGAGACUGAUUAUAUCUUCCAAAGCCACAGAAAGUUGUGAAAUGCAAGCUAUCAGAAUCUUGUCUUCCUUCCUUCCUAAAUCAUGGAACCGACUGAGAAUUGUGCACCUUAAACAUAUUUAAAUUAUAUCUGGUAGUGGUAGGUGUUGUCUUACCUUCUCUUCUAAAGUCAGACAACCAUUGUUAUAUUAAUCUUCUGAAGGCUAGAAAUUUAUUCAAAUUAAAACAGAUGGUUUUUAUACUGAUGUGCUUCCAAGAACCAUAUCUUUGACAGUGCAGUCCAGUACACGUCUACUCAGAAGUAAAUGAGUACAGAGUUGCUGCCUGGGAGAAAAUGCAGUUAUCUCAAGAAUCUUAAUUUGAAAAAUGUUGAGAAUUGGCAACACUGAGAGUGAUGCUUUUACAUGAAUUAAAAAAUGGCUGAUGUACCACAAACAAAGCACAAUUAUAAAUAGCAGCGUGGUUAAUUGGGAAAGUGUCUAAUGAGUUCACCAGGGACGCGGAUUAGGUCUCAUUUAGCAUAAUAAAUGAAUCUGGAAGAGGGAGCAAAGAGCACUAAUGAAAUUCAAAUAUGAAAACAGAAGGUGGUGAGAACACAAUCAAUUGGCAUACAAAUAAUAGGUAUCUAGGUGGUGGCACAAAACACAGCCACAUACAGCUAUUCUUUUGCAGGGAAUAAAUCAUUGGGAACAAAUUAAUUUUAAAUGCAUAUAAUUUAAUAUCAAAUGCAGGUCAGGAAAAACGUGGGAAGAUGGAUGAAGAAAGGUUUAUGUGCAAAGCCAGUGCUGCUUCUCUAAUCUUUUAUGAACAGGCAGCCAGAAACAGAUGUAGUUUGUUGGCCAUAUAGCAGAGACAGAGGCUACUUCUUGGGCAUUCUGGUGUGGUUAGUUUAUUUAAUUUACCAUCAGUGGUUGUGUGGUAGCUUGCGCACGCACACAAGUCCUCUUAAAAUCAAUUCUAUGUUGAGGGGCAGCCAGUGUUAGAAAUUAGCCAGGCGCCAGGCGCAUUUUGCUACUGGCAUGGGUCCAGUUGUGACUAUGAGGAGAUUUCUGGGUGCCAGGUUGGCAACCACAGUUUAAAAACAGCCUUAGUCCAGAACUAAUGCCAUUUUCCUUGUGUGUGUUUCUCCUUGCCUACUGGGACAAGUGAAUUGUUGUAACAGCAACCUGCACGCAAACAAUCCAGUUGAGAUUAUAGAAUUAUAGAAUUGAAGAAUUGCAGCGUUGGAAUGUACCCCGAGGGUCAUCUAGUCGAAUCCCUUGGCGAACAGACAUUCUCUUGUGGCAACCGCACCCCAGGUUUAAGGGGGCAUUUGGGGCCUAGCCUUUGUAUUUGAGUUUCUAAAACUGGGGGCAUCAUAUGUGUGUGUUGGGGGAAGAUAAUGGGUCAAGGGGAACAUGGAAGAAUGCGCAUUUACGGUAGGUUGAUUGUUUUGGCUUUGUUUCAGGAGGGACUCUUUAUUUAUUUAUUUAAAGGGGGUUUUCCUGAGGAAAGACACCCCGAGGCGUUCAGGCCAUACAGAAAGGAGAAAUGGUGCGGUUGUGUAUGUCAGGGGUGGGAGGAGAACUUUGGACCGUUGACGGCGAUGGAGCUGAAGAAGUGAAGCAAUGAAAUUUCACGUAGUUCCAGAAGUCUUGAUCAAGAGUAACGUUGGCUAUCGCCCUGUGUCGGCAGAGAUGGGAGAAUCUGGCUGUGGUCCUCUUUGUGAGAGCAGUCUCCUUGGCAUUUUGACUGGUUUGGUGGCCCAUAAAAAGCAUGGACUGGCAGCCAAGGUGUCCAGCCCGCUGUUUCCUUGUCUUUCUUGUAGCAUCCUAGUCGCACACAGUUGGCUUGUAUGACAACGGGUUGCUAUUUGGAUGAAGGAUAGUUGUAGAAGGAGAGAACUAAGAGUCAUAAAUAUGUUGAAAGCAUUGCAAAGAGACAGAAAAGACAGCGGAAUUAUGACAUAUGCAGUAGUGUUUUGAAUUUGGGUUGCCUGCAUUUUUAACACACACACACACACACACACACACACACAUGCACACACACAUUCCCAGAAUUCAAAGCCCAAGGAAAGGCCUCCGUUAUCAUGAGGGCUAUAAAGAGAAUCUGGAGGUUUUUAUCACAAUUUUAUUUUAUGGUGGUUAUGUAGUGCUUUAAUACUGCCUGGUACUUCCGAGAGAUUUCAGUCUAUAUUAGGCAAAUGCCGGUGAUGAGAGGAAGAGAGGGAAAGGCGUGGGAUGAGACUUAAUAAUACAAAUAAAAAUGAAUUAUCGGGAGUGAGUUCAGCUCAGUGAUUUGCAAAAAGAGACUUCAGUGAGGAGGAAUAGAUGGAGCUGCCAACUGAGACAAGCUUCAGAAAGCUACUCAACCAUGGUUUGAGCUGAAUCUGAAUGGGACGUGGUUCCCCGCCCUUAUCCCAGCUUCUAUGGGGAAACUUCUGCAAAUGUGAAUGAAAUGGAAUUGACACAGUGCAUUCUUCCGAACUCGGCAGACAGUAUCUAGUGUUUUCUGCUCAGAACUUUGCAGGCAAUAAGUGGGGUGGAUUGUUUAAAUUAACACUUUAAAAAAAUAUGCUAAUGAGCUAAAAGCCCUGGUUUGAAUAAUCAAAUUUUAAUUGGCUUUUCUGGAGAAAAGUAGAUUUCCAUUGGCGAAUGUUGCCAUUAGACAAAUUGACUUCCUCCAAAUUACGCAACGGUUGGUACAUCUUUUUUGCUAUUUAGCAAAGUGCCUUGCGUGUUUAUCCAUGUAGUUAACGCAGUUAAAUACCUUAAUGUCCUUGGGUUUUAUUAGCUAUGCAGUCAUACAGUGGGAGCGUGUAAGCAGGCCUAUUGACUUGAAUAGGACUUAGUCACUAAUAAUAACAUAUCCUUGGGAUUCCAGCCUUAAUAUGUUAAGCAAUACAGUGGUACCUCGGGUUACAGACACUUCAGGUUACAGACUCCGCUAACCCAGAAAUAGUACCUCGGGUUAAGAACUUUGCUUCAGGAUGAGAACAGAAAUCGUGUGGCGGCAGCAGCAGGAAGUCCCAUUAGCUAAAGUGGUAUCUCAGGUUAAGAAUGGACCUCCGGAACGAAUUAAGUUCUUAACCCGAGGUACCACUGUAUUACGUUGCUAGACAGUAUGGCACUUCAGAUUUCAGUACAAGUAUUUCAGGCAGACCCAGCUGGUGAGCCUGACUUUCACUCUGGCUGAACAUGUAUGACAUCCAAUCUGUGCUGUGCUGGGCUUUCCCAUUACCCUUGGGUAGAACCUGGUUUUGAUAUUUGUGGUUUUGGCCUUUCUUGCAUCAAAGAGCAGGCUGACCUUCUACCCCCAAACUAUGGAAUUUACAGUAUGCUGUGAUGGCCUCCAGCUUGGAUCACUUUAAAAUGGAAUUAGAUGAACUUCAUGAAGGAUACUGUUGCCCGUGGUUACCAGAGUUGUAUUAAAUUUCUGUUUUGAAAUGAUGAGCUUUUGUUUCUACAGUAGUUUUAAUUUUAUUGUGCUUUUAUUUAUUGUAAGCGGUCAUUGGACAUUGUGGUAAAGGGCAGGUAAGAAACAUAAUAAAUAAUAGUCAUGAUGGCUAUAUAACUUGCAGUGUUAUACAUUUUUAAUUUUUGAUUAAAAAUGAAGAAACUUUUACCUAAAUUUUGGUAAAAAUUAGGUCAACUUAUUUUUAACACAUGAUUUUAUUGGUGUUUUUAAUUUAUAUUUUAUGUAAACUGCUUGGACGUUUUGAUGUUUAAGUGGUAUAUCAAGCCUUUAAAUAAAGGACAUGAGUCAACAGUGUGUGAUACAGCAGCAGCAAAAAAGUGAAUGCUAUUCUAGGCUGCAUUAACAGAAGUAUAGUGUCCAGAUCAAGCGACGUAAUAGUACUGCUCUAUUCUGCCUUGGUCAGAUCCCACCUGGAGUACUGUGCUCAGUUCUGGGCGCCACAGUUUAAGAAGGCUAUUGACAAACUGGAAUGUGAGCAGAUCAGAGUGACUGAGAUGCUAAAAGGGCCUGGAAACCAACCCUUAUGAGGAACGGUGGAGAGAGUUGGGUACGUUUAGCCUGGAGGAAAGGAGACUGAAAGUUGCUUUGAUAGCCAUCUUCAACGAUCUAAAGGGCUAUCACAUGGAAGAUGGAACAAGCUCAUUUUCUGCUGCUCCAGAGGGUAGGACCUGAACCAAUGGACUCAAAUGACAAGAAAUGAGAUUCUGACUAAACAAUAGGAAGAACAUUCUGACAGUAGUAAGAGCUGUUUGACAGUGGAACAGAUUUCCUCAAGAAAGGGUGGACUCUCCUUCAUGGAGGUUUUUGAGCAGAGGUUAAAUGGCCAUCGGUCAUGGAUGCUUUAGUUGAUAUUCCUGCAUUGCAAGGAGUUGGGCUGCAAUGACCCUUGGGUUCCCUUUCAACUCUACAAUUCUCUGAUUCUAAUAACAUAACAUAUCAAAUGAUAACAUAGAAGCAAAUCAGUACACCACCGAAUGCCAGUUGCUGGAGACUACCAAUGGGAAACUCCUGUUUCCCCCUCAUCCUGCUUAUGGGCUUCUCAUUCAGUGUUAACUGAAUGCUGGUCUGGAUAGACCUUUGGUUUGAUCCAGGAAGACCCUCCUUAUAUUCACUGCAUCAACCUCUUAUUUUACUGAUGGGCGGUUGCAUUUAUCAAAUCUGUAUUACAUGUCAAACAACCUUUAGCGAAGGUCAGAAUUUGAAGUGAUUUAAGUAAGAUACUCCAAUUGCUUCCUUUUUUGUUGUUGCUUCAAAUAAUCAUCUUGUCCUUUUCCCUUUUUACCAGUGAGCAGGGAGGAAGCUGAGCCUUCAACUUGUAAUGUUCUGAUCAUAUUGGGUGGGGGGGAAUAGCAUGUGUCAAGAAAACCGCCACUUCCCGACAGCUCCUAACUAGGCAUCUUGUCUUGCCCUUCAAAGGCUCUGGACAGUUGUGAUUCACUCAGUUCUUCUACAUGGGCACUGUGUGUGUCAUCUCAAAAGCCGGCUGCUGUGUUCAGUGCUAGGAGAGGACCUUGAACCAUGAAAGGAAACAGAUCAAUGACUGAUGAGAGAGAAGAGCUUUGAGGGUGUAUGGCAGCUGACCCUAACCUGGUAUCCUCCAGCUGUUUUGGAUUAUACCUCCCAUAAGCCCUAGCCAGCUGGGGCUGAUCGGGGCUGUAGCAGUCCAAACCCACUGCAAGAUACCAACCUGAGGAACGCCAGUAUUGACAACUUGCACGAUCAAAGUAGGACGCAUGAAGCAAGAGAGCAAAGUAAAGAUCAGAAAGAAGGGAGGAGCGGGUGAAGCAGAGGAGGACGAAGAUGUACCGCAAAUAGAAUGUGAAAAAGCCUCUGAUAAGGAGGAAAUGAGAAAAAGGGAGAAUAAAGGCAUGAAGCAGACGAGGUGGUUUACAUUCUUUUGAUAUACAAUGCAUUAAAUAGAAAAUAAGUCACAGCUGACUGCAGCCUAAUAGCUUCCACAAAACUGUGCUAUGCAUUAGAAAUUGCUGGAGCAGGUCAGCCUGAGAAUACAUGGAGACUAGUGCCCUUUCCUUUGAGCCUGGGGGCUGCUUCAAACAUGGUUUCUGUCUGAGAAAAAGUGGUGCCUGUAGACUUCCUGAUUCGUGGAUAAGUGAAAACACUUGCACUGCAUAUCUUAUGUGGUGGACUUCAUGCUUUUUUUAAAAGCAGGAAACUGCAUGGAGAAAACAUCACAUUGUUGUGCAGUUGUUUCUCCCAAGUACUUUCUGAACCUUGCCAGUCAGAUGAAAGUCUUCUUUCCGGAAGCAUGACACGUGGCAUUCCUGACAACAUUUAAAAAUGGGUUUUAUUUAUUUUAUUUACUUCUUAACAUUUCUAUACAGUGGUAUCUCAUGGUUACAUACGCUUCAGGUUACAGACUCCGCUAACCCAGAAAUAGUGCUUCAGGUUAAGAACUUUGCUUCAGGAUGAGAACAGAAAUCGUGCUUCGGCGGUGCAGCAGCAGGAGGCCCCAUUAGCUAAAGUGGUGCUUCAGGUUAAGAACAGUUUCAGGUUAAGAACGGAUUUCCGGAACGAAUUAAGUACUUAACCCGAGGUACCACUGUACUUCCUUUCCUCCAAAGACCUCGAGGUUCUCCCAUUUCAUCCACACGGCAACCCUGUGAGGUACAUUAGGCGGAGAGACAGUGACUGGCCCAAGGUCAUUCAGUGAGCUUCAUGGCCAAGUGGAGAUUUGAACCCUCGUCUCCCAGGCCCUAGUCCCAACACUCUUAACUGAUGCACCACACAGGCUCUCAAUUUCUUAAUAUCUCUAUCAGAUUCUGGCCUCUGUUGAAUGCAGGCCUGGCUCGAGCCUUGUGAUUGGUUUUAGACUUCAGAAGUAUUUCUAAGAAGUGCAUGUUGGAGGACUUCUGCAAUGGCACCAGCUGAGCCAGAAAUAUUUCAGGUACAAUUAAGAGUGCCAGUACUAAUCCCUUAAAAAAGUCUUGGGACCUGGGUGUUUCCCAUAUCAAUCUGCCUGUUUGCAAAGACCUGCAGCAAAGGUGUCUCUCUGGGUGCCCCUACCUUCAAAAGUAAGGCAGCAGGUGGUGGCGAUGAAGAGGGGCUGUUCAUUUGGUAGUGCUUGCCUCAUACAGUGGUACCUCGGGUUACGUACGCUUCAGGUUACAGACUCCACUAACCCAGAAAUAGUACCUCAGGUUAAGAACUUUGCUUCAGGAUAAGAACAGAAAUCUUGGUCCGGCGGCGCGGCGGCAGCAGGAGGCCUCAUUAGCUAAAGUGGUGCUUCAGGUUAAGAACAGUUUCAGGUUAAGAACGGACCUCCGGAACGAAUUAAGUACUUAACCCGAGGUACCACUGUAUUGUGAAUAGCUGACUUGGGGGUAUGUGUGACUGUGAUCAGGGCUACCGCAGGGGCAGAAGAAUAGCUUUUCUGGGGAAUAUUUUAUAGUACGCUGUGUAACAUGGAGGGGGGUGGUUUCAAGUUUUAAUUUUCCAUUCUGUUUUCUCUGAGCAUUUCUUAAUAUUUUGAUGUCAAAUCAGAGUGCUUGACUUGCCCUCUUUUCCUUCCCAUCUAUGGGAAGGAAAAGCUAAGCUAAACACCUCUAAUCUCUUCCCACAUGCCUGUCGUCAUUUGUCUUUUUCCCUUUAAUUAGUUUUAAACAGAGAAAAUUGAACCGGAGAUCAGCCUGAGGAAUGUGCCAUUUAUUUGUAUAAUGGCAUAGGUUUUCCAUUUUUAUUUUUCAUCCCCUGUCUUGUGCAUUUGUACAAUUCUUUGUCUUUUUGUGACUUCUAUCAAAGAGAGUUUUAUUGACCCAGACCGCUGUAGAUCUCUAAUUCCUACCCCCCAAGAACUGUCACAGAGAAUUUAGCAUCUGUUAACUUUCGAGCAUUUUAGAUUCUUCUUACCAUUGUGUGUGGUUCUGGAUCUGCCAACAUUAUCAUUUACUGUACUGCUCACCUAGUUUGCUUAGUUGCUAUGAGCAAAGAUGUCUGCAACGAGACACGAAGGCUAGCAGUAUCAACCCUGCAGUGUGGAUAUCCCUUGCAGGCAACCGUAGUGCCUGGAGACAGACGGACAGGUCAUGCAUCCACAGUAGUGAGCAGAGGAGAAAGGACUGCUGGGAGGAAUGCAGAGAAAAAAUGCCAUGGCGCAUUUGUGGCAGCAGAAGCGGAUGCCUUCAUCUGCCCCAGCUGCAACAAAACAUGUCUCUCCCAUAUCAAGUCUCUACUAUCAGGCGCUGUAACUCUCCAACGGUUUGACCCCCAAACAUGCACACCUCCAUAGUCUCCUGAGACAGACAGGUGCCAACAAUAGCAAGGCUGACGCUUAUUUCACAUCACAAUCGUUACAUGGUUGUUAAGUCACCCCACACAUAUUUUGAGUAAAUUAGCUGGAGUGUUAACAGCAAAUCCAUAAUCCCUUCAGAAAUGUUCUAUAAUAAAUCAAGUCAGUCCAUUUCCUCUCUUUUCAGGGAAGAGGCAAGGAAUGGCUACCACAUCAAGGUAGGCACAAACAUUAAAGGAAGCUACUUCAAAGCAUGCAUAUAAGCGUUCUACCAUUUGAAGCAUUUUCAGAUAAGGAGAUGGAAAAUGAUGGCGACAUUGUGCACAACAGGGUACCUUUUUCAGCGUUUCAUAAGCAUGCCCAGUUAUCCAAACAUUUUGGAGCAGAGUUCUCAUUUUUACCACUGUCGUCAUUCAUGUUAAAACCCUGUUCAUUUCGUGUACAACUUCUCAGUCCUUGCGCGGUGGCCAAAAGUCUGCAUAAAGGUAAAGGUAAAGGUACCCCUGCCCGUACGGGCCAGUCGUGUCCGACUCUGGGGUUGCGCGCCCAUCUCGCUUAAGAGGCUGGGGGCCAGCGCUGUCCGAAGACACUUCCGGGUCACGUGGCCAGCGUGACAAGCUGCGUCUGGCGAGCCAGCACCAGCGCAGCACACGGAAACGCCGUUUACCUUCCCGCUAGUAAGCGGUCCCUAUUUAUCUACUUGCACCUGGGGGUGCUUUUGAACUGCUAGGUUGGCAGGCGCUGGGACCAAGCAACAGGAGCGCACCCCGCUGCGGGGAUUCGAACCGCCGACCUGACGAUCGGCAAGUCCUAGGCGCUGAGGUUUUACCCACAGCGCCACCUGCGUCCCUAAAAAGUCUGCAUAGUGCUAUGGAAAACUGCGUCGACUCACUUUAUCAAAACAUGUCUUAACAAAGCAUGGACAACAUUCUGUUGAAAAAAUAGGUGCACUAACUUGCUAAGGAUCAAGUCAUCCCCUCCCCCAAACCUCCAUGUGUAUCUAUUACAUUUCUCUUUCAUUCUUCCUUAAAGGAGGCAAGUCUGUGGGGUAAGCAGCCUAGUGUCUAGCCUUGAAAUAAUCUUGUUGGUUAAGGUAGGAUGAAGAAGAUUGACUGGUCCAGCUUCCAAUCAAAGAUACUUACAUGACGGAGCAGAAGUUUGGAACUACAGUGGUACCUUGGUUGUCGAACGGCUUGGCUCCCGAAUAAAUCAGCUCCCGAACGCCGCAAACCCAGAAAUGAGUGUUGCGGUUUGCAAAUGUUUUUUGGAAGCCUGCAGCCAAUCGGAAGCUGCACUUUGGUUUUUGAACAGUUCCGAAAGUCGAACAGACUCCCAGAACAGAUUAAGUUUGACAACCAAGGUACGACUGUAUGCUACUCCAGUUCAAGCCUCAAUCUACCCACCACCCUGCCGUUCCUGGCUAUAUUUCAUCUAGAGUCGUCGUGAGAAUAAAAAUACGUAUCCUUUCCUCAUCUCUUUUGGGGGGAAAUGAGCUACAAAUAAGAAUAUAAAAAAUGCAUGCAUUUUUAUUCCUUGUUGUGAGUUGCCCUGCAACUAUAAGUAAGUAAAUGCCAUUAGAAAGAUUUUGCAAUGGGAUACGACACAUAAUGUAGGAUGGUGGCUUUUUUUCAUGUUGACUUCUCUGUUUCCGUAUAUGCACAAGGAGCUGUGUCCUCCUACAGCUAGGGUUCUUCCAUCUUUCUCCCGCAAAAGAUUUUUUUUUUAAAAUGAAGAGCACCUGGAACACCGCUUUUCAUUCAUUUUAACUCUUACUGCUAAACAAAGUGAGCUUCGUACAGUUCAUAAUUGUUGCUCCUUUUGCGGUCGUCAUACUUUGCCUUUGGCUGUCUAGGUAUGAAAGGACCCAAACCAAUUUGUAGGCCUUUAUGUAUCUGAAACAACUUUGUUAAAGUGAUUGCGUUUUAAACAGCAGGCUCUUUUAUUUUGUCACUGGCUUCCGCAGUACUUUCUGUAAUUGGUGUUUGCGAAAACUCUAGGUGAAUAACUGGGAAAGUGGGGGGGGGGAGCAGAAACUAAGGGAGCACUUCAUUGAGGUUGGCUGAUAAAUUUAGAACAAGGUAUGAAAAGUGGAGUUUUUUGGGAUGAAAUAAGCAGUUGACCUGUGGAAUUUAUUGUAGCUCUAGUCACGUUAAAAAAUACAGGUUUAAAAUUUUGUUUGGCAAUGGAGCUUAGAUCAUGUUGGUUCAGUCCUGCUUUUCCGUCAGUUAACUGUGUGUCAAGAAGGGAUAUGUAUACAUUGAGUGGCCCAUGUUGCUAAAGGUUUCCCCCUCUCCUCUCCUUUCCUUCCCUCCCUCCCUGACCCCUUGUAUUUUGGAGUAGAAGGUGCUGGUUCUUGCCCAGGGCAGGGUAGCUGAUUUGAUGGGCCAGUGGUUUGAUCCAAUAUGACAAAUCGUGUGUUGAUGUCUGAGGUGGAACGCAUCAUUUGGCCUGCGUUUGCAGAGGCUUUUGAGGUUGCAGUCUCUUUGCGGGUCUGUCCAGAGCUCAUCAGGGGAGAAAAACUAUUACAGUUCUAGACUUUUGCCAUAAGGAAUGACUAAUUGAGGGAUUACAUGUUUGGCAUGCCAGAACAGAGAGAGAGAGAGAGAGAGAGAGAGAGAGAGAGGUGAUGUCAGUAAAGCGUUGUGACGGGAAAAUGCCUGAAUGUUAGAAUGUAGACAAAGCGAGGAAAGAUGGUAUAGGCCCUGAUUUAAAAUGUAGCCAUCAGUCAAAUUCUUUUCUCCUUAAAAUGCCUCCUCAAAUUUUACCAUUUCCAUUGAACCUUUCACGUAAUCACAAAGUACACACAACUUUACCUGUGCAAAAUGGUGCUGUCAGGACCAUAGCUGUCAACUUUCGGAUUUGAAAAUAAGGGAUCAGCAGCCUCACCUGUCCCGGGGACAGUCUACGGGAUAUCUAACAAUCCGGGAUAGCAGCGGGAAACAGUGCCGAAAUAAGGGAAUUUCCCGCAAAAAAAGGGAAGGUUGACAGCUAUGGUCAGGACGGUUGGGUUGUCUAUAGCUCUGCAAUAAGGUUACAGUCUCUGCCUGGAGGUGUGGGUUUGAAUCCCACUCUGCCCUUUGGCAGGACGUAUGAGUGGUCCAAGGUCCUGCAUUUGUGCCUGGAGGUGGCCGAAUCAGCUUUAAAGGCGGACCAUAUCUCAGUGAUAGGAACCUCCUGUUCUUUCAGAAGAUCUCAGGUUCAAUCCCAGACACUUCCACUUAAUAGCAGAGAUUGAAGACUUCUUUCUGAGAUCCUAGAGAGCUGCUGUCAACCAGAGUAAAUCAUAUUGAGCUAGACAGACAGCUGGUUUUAAGGCAAACUAUGUAUGUUCCUACAAGGGAUGUGGGUGGCGCUGUGGUCUAAACCACUGAGCCUAGGGCUUGCCAGUCAGAAUGUCAGCAGUUCGAAUCCCCACGAUGGGGUGAGCCCCUGUUGCUCGGUCCCAGCUCCUGCCAACCUAGCAGUUCGAAAGCACUCCAAAGUUCAAGUAGAUAAAUAGGUACCACUCUGGUGAGAAGGUGAACGGCAUUUCCGUGCGCUGCUCUGGUUUCACCAGCUGGCCACAUGACCCGGAAAAACUGUCUGUGCACAAACGCCAGCUCCCUUGGCCAAUAAAGCAAGAUGAGCGCCGCAACCCCAGAGUUGUUCAUGACUGGACUUAACUGUCAGGGGUCCUUUACCUUUACCUUUUUAUGUUCCUACUAGUUUGCUCCACUUGCCAACCUCCCCUGCCAUUCCUCCCCAUUAACCUCCUGGAGCUUCCCCGUCAUACCCCGUGGAAGGACUAAGCUUGCUUUUCACCUUCCCAGCCCCAUUUCUCAUGCCGUUUCUCUCUUCUGUUUGUUAGUCCAGCUUUGCAUCCCUGUUUUCACCCCCCAUGUCCAUGCCUCCUCCCUCUUCUUUUGUGCAACCUCCUUUGCACACAAAACUCCUCCAUGGUAACCACCUGCAUCUUCUUCCUCCCACACAUUGCAACUACUAAGCAUCCUUUUCACUUUAUGCCGAAUAAUGAAGCCUGCAUGGUCUCCUAUUCGUCAAACCCUUUCAUGCCCCUGCCUUCAGUUUCAACCUCGUUCCCAUGCCUUCUGCUCUCUCCUUUCUCUGCAUCACCAUAUUCACCUUUACUCCUUUCCCCCCCUCUACCCGUCUGCUUACUUUCCUCAACUCUCCCUUGCACGCCACCCCAUUUCCACGCCUCCCCCUCUCACUUGCACACAAACCCCUAUGUGGAUCCAUUCUGCUGUCUCUUUAAAAUAAACAGAAUUUAAAGAGCAAGGCUGUCAGUUAGCUUCUUCAGUUAGAGCACGGUAGAGUUCUGUUGGUGGAUGUUGCUUCUUAAUAAAGACUCUGUUCCGAAUUACUACAAAGAUUCUGGAACUUCAUGUAGAAGACAACGCAUGGUGCCAGGAGUGGAGGUACCAGGUUUGUGGGGAAAUACUAUGGAGUCAUAGGUUGCACAUCCUUUAUCUCACAUAAGCUAGCUGAGGAAUGGAAGUUUAAAUCAACCAAAUGUUCCUUUUCAGUAUUCCUCCUUUCCUGAUGUACUCAAAUGACCGUAAAAGUUUCCUCAAACCUCCGCCAUUUUUUAAAAGCUGCCAUUUUCUUCUCUGUUUCCACCAUUUCUUCUUUACUCCAGCUUCUGGUGUUGUUUUAAAACCACUCCUCCCCUCUCAGUGAUUCUCCUUUCUUGUCCCCAUGCUAUUGUACAACCUGCCUUCUCUUUUGCUUCUCAUCAUUAUUACAUUUGUAUACUGCCCUUCAUCCAUAGGUCUCAGGGUGGUUCACAACAUAAAAAUACGAGAUAAAAAACACAAAAUACAUAAUAAAAACAGGAACAAACCAAUAACCCCUCCUUCCCCCCAACCCCCCAUGAGGGCUCAAUGCAAAUCCAAAUUGUUAUGAGGCACCACAAAUCCUCCAAUGGGGGCUGCCCAAUGACAGCCUUACAUUUUAAUGUAUUUAGGAAGAUAAAAUCACUCCCUGCUAUGCUUUCAUCUCCUAUUUUUCCCCCUUCCUCUGAUGUCACCUCAGCCGUCAAAAUUUAAAUUGCAAGCACUUUGUGCUAGAAAUUGGGUUUUACUUAUUUAUAUUUAAUCUGCACUGUGUAUGAUAUAUCAAUCAACAUCAUGUCUUUUGGAACCUUUGUAAAAUGUGACUGCCUGCUGCAACAUGUUGAUGAAAUGUGCCAUGCGCAAACAGUUGUGUUCUGUCCCCAGGUCAUAAAAGAGAUGGGAGCUGGAAGGGCUUUCCCUUAAUCCUUAGGGCAGUGUCUGUAAUGCAAAAAGCUCUUUAGCAGUGUCAGCAACCAGGACUGAGAAGCCCCUUGAGAGAGAGAAAGCCUAAGGAAAGAUUUGUGCUAUAGGAAUGGCUUGACUUCAGAAGUCUUCCUUUCUAAGACAAGUGGAGUACUUGUCGUAUAACGGACAUGCAAGGAGCUCUGAAUGUAUUCUGAAUUCCUUAUUUUUGGGCAGUGGGGGAGAGAGUGGACAUUUCUAGUCUAUUUCCUAACCAAUGCUAAGCAUCUCUCAUUCUGUGUGUUACAUGUGAAUGCAGGGUGGAAUAGUUCAAUUUUGAAGCUGCACUUGAGCUCCAAGAACAGCUGCUUUUAAAAUUUUUACAUUAAAAGGCCGAAGAUACAAGCCGAGACUGAUUUACACCCCUGAUGCGAAAGUGCUCUUACUUCUAAGUUGUGAAUCUAGAAUUACUACCCUGGUCAUUUUUCAGAAACACUAAAGGAAGUUAGAAUGCUCACAAACUUUCAACCUUCUGCCCUCUUUAACAUGUGAAUGGAACAUGUUAAAAAUCAGCUAAUUUGCAUUUGUAUAUUAGUUGGCAGUUUUGGCUUGUGUGCACCAAACUCUGAAACCAUUAGUUGAGUGACCGUUUUGUUUUUUUGUUUGUUUGGAUCCUAAUUUCACAGAUAAAGCUGUGACUCGGUCUGUGGUCUAUGUCAUAAUUCUGCAGGACUAGCGCAGUGUGUGGUUACUUAACGUAGGAUGCCAAGUUUGUAGUCCUUCCACACAACUCCAGUACACAUGGGAUUCCUUCAGACACUCCUAGGGAGAAGCUUCCAAUAGUGCUGUCCCAUACUGCUGUUGAGGCCUCUUCCCAUUGAUCUGUGUCCCUGGUGGGAUGCUGUUUGGGUUGAAAAGGUCCCCAUGAUAGGCCCUGAAUACUUGACUCAACCACAUGGGGAUAGCACCAUUGGCAGGGCAGUUUAGUGUGUCUUUGAAGGGGCUGUGAGAUUGAGCACUGGGUGGGUGUGCAGGGGUUUUGUGGUGGCACUUGCAUGAAUCGCAAGGUGUUUACCUGCAGCUGCCCUUGCAAUCUGAGUGCAAAAAAAAGACAGCAUUCAACAUGUCAUGAAGCGGCUUGGGCGGCGGGUGGUAGAGUUUGAAUAAUCCAAAGACUGACAUUUGUUUGGGGGUGUCUCGUUUUUAUCUUUCCCCCCAGAAUGGUCUUCGAUGUCUUUUGAGGAGCUGCUGCAGUUGAGAAAUCGAGUUGGGACCAAGGCUUAUCAGCAGAUGACUACUGGGAAAAGGGCAGUAAAUGUCACAAAAGCAGAGAAGAGGCAGCGUCCAAACAAGCACGGGUAAAUGUGUUUCCCUGUUGUGCAUUCCCCAAAAGAGAACUGCAUUCCCCUGGGCUCAGGUGAAGUCUGCAAACCUGCGCUUCCUUACUUGAGAGUGAGCUCUCAAGUUAGCAAUUACCGAACCUGCACAUGGGCUCAUGCAGUAAGCCCUUUUCUGCUUGUUGAAGGGCGUAGAGAUUUCUGAGCUGCCUCUGGAGAGCUAUUGGAGCAGAAUGCAUUCAUCCUGGAAAGAAGGAAUUGGAGUUUAACCAGAGGGCUCCCUCUGGGAGGGUGGGUGGUAGCAUGGACUUACCUGAAGAACUAACAGCCUUAAGUGUCUGCUUUACGGUCUGCACCACUGGAGCUGCUACCUUGCUCUCGAUGCAUUUUUAUAACCUUUCUGUGAUUAAUUUACUUCCUUCUUCCUAAGCCUCUCUGGGAGCCAUUUAUGUGACUCUUUGGCCCCGUUAGUGUUCCCAGUCUCUCACACUUCAGUGUACAGUAGUACCUCGGGUUACAUACGCUUCAGGUUACAUACGCUUCAGGUUACAGACUCCACUAACCCAGAAAUAGUGCUUCAGGUUAAGAACUUUGCUUCAGGAUGAGAACAGAAAUCGUGCUCUGGCGGUGCAGCAGCAGCAGGAGGCCCCAUUAGCUAAAGUGGUGCUUCAGGUUAAGAACAGUUUCAGGUUAAGAAUGGACCUCCGGAACGAAUUAAGUACUUAACCUGAGGUACCACUAUAUUCUGUAAAAUGCCAUCAAUGUGAUGAGUAAUUUAAACAUUAAAGCAGACACGGAUGCAAAUGGUCACUGUAUUCCCUCCUCAGACACCUCCCCGCAGUUCUCUCCAUUUUGCUGUGUGUCAUUACCCUUUGUUCAUCGUCCUGAAGCCAGGUUUCACUCGCCGCAAGUGUCCCAUCCAAGAGACACCUGCUCUUUCCUUCAUCAGUUCUCUCUCAUCUCUUUCCAACUUUCUCUGCUUCUCUUCUCUCUCCCCUCCCCACCCUCUGUUAAUAUCUUGUGCUGCUACUUCACCUUUUACCUGAAGCUCUCGCUGGCUUUCCAGACAAUGCUAUAUAAGCCUUUCAAAAUGCCUCUUCUAUUAUGGGUUGCUUAUUUCUAUUUUUAUCUCUCCAAAGCCUUUUGAGAGAGAGCCUUUCUACAAAAGCCCCAGUGCAGCUGGAAUCAAAUCAGCUAGGUAUUUGUGUGUGUGUUUGUUUGAAAGGAACCCUCUCGACUUUUAAGGGAAUGCUCCCCAAAUUCUAUCCUGUUCAGUGGUGCAUUCUUGAAUGAAAUUGGAUUCAGAAGCAAGUAACAUAACACCGCAAUAUUUUUUAAAAAGUGAGCAAGCUUUAUAAAAUCUUCCACAUGCUCAUUGGAAACCAGUAUGUUAGGGAAGUGAAAAGCGAGAGGUGUCUGCAGGAGCCUGGCUGGUUUGUGAAUUCUCACAUGGUGUUUCGAAUGACAGCUCCUGCCCUGCCGCUGCGGUCCAUUCUCUGGCUUGUAUCUGACAAAGUCGUCCUAUUCGUGCAAGGACUGCUGCCUGCACAAUGGGAUUCCUCUGCCCGCCCCCAAAUCUGCUCUCUAGGGUUGGGGGGAACCCUAGAACAGAUCUGGGGUGUGUACAUGGGGAGAUGAGAAGGAGCAUAGGUUGAACUCCUUGUGCUUACAGGACAACUUAGUUGGGUAUGGGCCUAACUGCCUGCUGCAGAAAGCAGAAUCCCGUUGCUACUUCAAACUUGGAGGAGAAAAUUGCAGUGGGGCAGCUGGGACACCACAGCCAAAUAAUGUUUUGCUGCCCCGGGGCUGUUAAAGCAAUAGGUGCCGCAUCCGGAUCAAGAACUGGCAGCUCUGCCUGCGAAACUCCACAGUACUGUCUGGUAAGGGUGCUGUCUUUUCAGCUAGCUAAUAAAAAUAUAAUUAACUUCAUCGAGCCGUUCAUGGGCUGUUGGUGCAGAAGAUUAGCUUACUUGUUUUCUCCACUCCUCAUAAUUUUAUCAGUUUGCACUUCUCCUGAGGGAAUUUGGUGUAUCCCUCUAAAAAAGGCUGUUUCGUAGAGAGCCGUCUGUUUCCUGUGAUGCGCUGCUUUUUCUGCCGCGUCUGAAGGCUGGCGGUUGCGAAACACAACAGGAGUGUGACUUGGUUAAUGUCACUGCCGAAGAGGGUCUGGGUGUCAUAUUUUCAAAGGAUUUCUACGGCGGCUCAUUAAAAUUUAUGUUGGCAUAGCGAUGGCGCCACGUCAGUCCAGGGAGUAAAAGGCACCAAAUAAGUGAUAUGUUGACUUUACUGGACCAAUCCAUUUUGGAGAGAAUAUUCCAGGUUCAUCACCUGCUUUUGUCCUCUGAAUAAUUGGGCAGUGUGGGUUGAAAAUGCUUUGAAGGUGGUAAUCCAGCAGGUUAGAGAGAGGUAGGGAACGGGAUGCUGGAACCGUUUAUUGCUAAAGUGGAGACCUUUUCCCAACUCCUGCUUUGCAUAAGUUUAUUCCAGUAUUUACUGCUUUUUAUAGCCUGCCUUUCCACUGAAGUGCUCAGGUGCAGCUGGAGCCAAAACAGUUCUAACGUACAGUAAGCCCGCAACUGACGCUGGGGUGACGUUCUCGGGAUCGCGCCCAAAGCCCAAAUUGCAUGUCAUCAAAACACGUUUGGUUCAACGGCAGGUUGGGGGGGGCAUCAUUUUUCCUGGAAUCCUGCCCCCUUUAUUUUACUUUUUGUCUCACGCAUAAAGCUGAAUGCGUACAAGUUAAAUGUAUGCAAGUUGUAGGCUUAGUAAAUACAAGACAUGAGUGGUGCUUAGUUCUUUCUUCUUACCACUUGAACAAUAGCUGUGGUUAUUCAUGGAUAUAAAGUUUAAGAACACAACAAUAUUAAAACUUAUUUUACAUCAAGCUACAGGUGAAAUGUUGGGCCAAAGAGGAUUUAAAAAACCAAAACUUUGCAAAUUGUAAUAAAUCUGGGCACCUUUCGGUCAUUGUAUCCCAUAAAACAGAAGCAACGACUGAGAAAGCCCUGGUCCUUGACCUUUUCUAAGUGGGGCUGUUGUCAGAGGAGGGUCUCCUUUGCUGAUUUUUACUGAGAGACAAGCUCUCGUGCUUUCCCUGAGCCCAAGUUGUUUAGGACUUGAAAGGGUAAUGUCAGCAUUUUUGGAAAGGGCAUGGAAGCCAAUUGGUGGUUGAAGCAGAUCCAGCGUUGCAUAAUCCCGAGUGUUCCUUGACGUUAAUUAAUGGGCUGCUGGGUUUUGCAUGAAGAACAGCUUUUGAAUACUCUAGCAGAAGCCCCAGAUAUAGCAUAUUGCAGUAGCUCAGCCUUGAGAUUACAAACUGAGCGAUGGUUUCCAUAGCCAGGGAUGAGGAAUCUGUGGCAUUCCAGGUGUUACUGAACCACAACUCCCAUCAUUCCAGUCUAUUGUCCACGCAGGAUGGGGCUGAUGGGAGUUGGAAUCCAGUGAUACGGGGGGGGGGGGGGAGAGAAAGCCUUUCCACCCCUGGUUUUAAGGCAGAACCAUUGAUCUGGAAUAAUCAGCCAAAGCUGAUGAUAAAAAGCAAUUCUGGAUGCUAGAGAGAUUUUGAACAUCCAAAAGUAGCUCAGAGUGGGUCCACUUCCAGAGAGUGUAAUUCCAUCAAUCAAAAAAUAUUUCCAUCCAAAUUUAUCUGACUUUGGGUCUUGGGAUAAAAACUUGCAGCUUAUACAGCUGGUAGCAGAACCCUGUGAUAUACCGAUAAAGGCUAGGAGCCAUCAUUUCAAACCAAAAUCAUGACUUUGAACAUCAGAAAAACAAAAUCUCAUUAGAGAUUAUAUUAUUUUGUCUGAAACUUUGCUCCCUGACCUUUAUGCAGAGUAGCGUACACAUAAUGACUUGCGGUUUGUGCCCUGCAAUUCUGAAGAAAAAGACGCCCUCUUAAAAGGCAAUGAAUGCAGGUGAAAGGGGACGGGAAUGAUAAGAGCACUUAAUUAGAUGCACACAGCCCGAGAAGCUGUUUUUCCCCCCUUUUUUUUUAAUUAGCGCUUUUCCCUCUUUUACCCACUGAUUAUAUAAUUAAUUUGCCAUACAGAUUGCAAUCACCGCAAUACAAUCAUUCGCAUCGGAAUCCACCCAUGCCAGCAGAAUCGAAAUGUUUUCUACGCUUUCCGUCUUUACAUCCUCCCAUUCUGCAUAGGAGUACGGACCCAGCGGGUGUGUGGAUGCACCGAGAGUCAAAUUAGAUGGCGGGCGUGAGAGGGUGCCUGCCUGUGCCUGCAGGGGGUGGGGAAUGGGGGUUGAAAUGAUCCCUUGUUUCAAGCUCCCCUCCCCAAACAGAAGUGGCUGGCAGCAGUCUGGGUGCCCUCCCUUUUUGCUGCCAGGGAAUGUUGGUGGCAGAGAGCAAGACUCAAGUACCAUCCCUCAACCAGUCAGCCAGGUGUGGGGCUGAAGAGAAGCAAGUCUCUGCAAGUCCUUCAGCUGGGUAGGGACCGGAUGCUGCGACCAUAGCUCUUGGCGAUAGAGUGCAUGCUUGGGUUCAGUCCCUAGCAUCCCCAGGUCAGGCUGGGGUGGGGGGGAAAUGCUGCUGAAACUCCGGAGAGCUGCUGCCAGUCAGUGUAAGGUAAAAUAAAAUCAAAGGACCCCUGGAUGGUUAAGUCCAUUACAAGGCAACUAUGGGGUUGCAGCGCUCAUCUCGCUUUCAGGCUGAGGGAGCCAGUGUUUGUCCACAGACAGCUUUCCAGGUCAUGUGGCCAGCAGGACUAAACCGCUUCUGGUGCAACAGGACACCGUGAUGGAAGCCAGAUCGCACGGAAAUGCAGUUUACUUUCCCGCCACAGUGGUACCUAUUUAUCUACUUUCACUGGCAUGCUUUCGAUCUGCUAGGUGGGCAGAAGCUGGGACAGAGCAACGGGAGCUCACUCCGUCGUGGGGAUUCAAACCGCCGACCUUCUGAUCAGCAAGCCCAAGAGGCUCAGUGGUUUAGACCACAGCGCCACCCGCGUCCCGCCAGUCUGUGUACAUAACACUGAGAUAGAUGGGGAAAUGUGCUGACUGUGUAUAAGACAGCUUCUAUAUUCCUGUGUGGAGGAUAGAAUUUGGCUCAAUGGAUGUGCAUUUGAAGAGGCUUCCUUCUAGCUUGAAAGGGGAAUUGGCCUCUUAGCUUUCCUCUGAAGCCUGUUUUCCCCUUUGAAAUUCUGUGUGUGAUAGUUAUUUUGAAAUGACAGCUACAGGCACCUCACCGACAUUCCCUGGGUGCCAUUUUGCUGACGGUGAGGGUCCAAUUGCAACUGCGUGGACUGAGUGCUAGGUUGGCGACUGAGAGCUUCAUUGAGUCAUCUGACUCGUGCACAACGAAAGCUGCACAUCUUGUGUCGCUGCACGAAUCAUGGACUCCUUGCUGGUCAUCUUAGUCCUCCAUCAUCACAUCAAGGAAAGGAAGUUCAGGGCUGAGUACAGAGAUAUUUAACUGUGCUGCAGCCUCUCCACAGGCCACCCAAAUGGAACUCGCAGACCACAGUUUGAAAACCUCUGCCUUGGCCCAUAGUUAAUUCCAGUGUUAGAAACUAGGAUAAGAAAGCUAGGAGCCAAAUGACUUCUGGGACCUGGGUUGUGGGCGCCAAAACAGAAUGCCUAGGCGCUACCGGGGGGAGGGGGAGGUUGACAACACUUUUUAUUUAUUAUUUUGAUAAGCAUCAGUUAAUAUACAAUUCACAUAAGUGACAUGUUUUUUAGCAUAAAUUGUUAAUACAUGUUUCAUUUGGCGUAUACAAUAAAAUAUUGGUACAAUACGGUUUUCAAAACAGUCUACUCUUUCCUUAACAUAUACCUCAAGGCUUCAAAUCACAUACAUUUCAGUAAUUCUUGACUGACAGCCAGGCGCAAAAAAUGGCACCCAGACUUUUUGAGGUGCUCGCAAAUGGAGAAUCUUUAGGCGCAAAAUGCGCCUGGCACCCUGCUAAUUUCAACCCUGGUUGAUUCCAUUUCCAUUUCCCCUGUGUUUGUUUCUGCUUUCAAGAGAAUUGUUGUAAGAGCAAGCUACGGUCAAGCGAUGUAGUUGAGAUCAUGGAAUUGUAGUGUUGGAAGGGACCCCCAGGGUCAUCUAGUCCAAUAGACAUUCUGUUGUGACGUCUGUAAAGUACUUCAAAGGUGCCAUUUGGCGCCUAGUAAGUUUCUAACACUGCUCACCAGUAAUAUGCAUGUCACAAUUUUCUGUAAACAGGACAUGAUGCUUUCGUUGGUAGAGUAAUUAACUAAAGCUGUACACUGCAGUCCUUAGCAAAUAUACUUGGAAGUAAGGUCCAUUGUACGGAGUAGGAUAUAGUAUUACGCUGUUGUGUUUAGGAGUACUCUCUUGAUUUAAAUAAAGGGGGCUGUUGAUAAUAAUAAUAAUAAUAAUAAUAAUAUUUAUACCCCGCUCUCCCCAGCCAGGGCUAACACCAGUAAAAUUACAGUAAAAACAUAAUACAGUAAAAAACCCAAUUUAAAAUACAGGUUAAAAUGCAAUUUAAAAUGCAGCCUCGUUUUAAAAGUAGCCCAUGGAUCAAAACCGUAAGGGGAGGGAAAACAUAAGGGUCAGACUGAGUCCAAACCAAAGGCCAGGCGGAACAGCUCUGUCUUGCAGGCCCUGCAGAAAGAUGUCAAGUCCCGCAGGGCCCUAGUCUCUUGUGACAGAGCGUUCCACCAAGUCAGGGCCAGUACUGAAAAGGCCCUGGCCCUAGUUGAGACCAAUCUAACAACCUUGUGACUUGGGACCUCCAAAAUGUUGUCAUUUGUGGACCUUAAGGUCCUCCACGGGGCAUACCAGGAUUGGGCAUGAAAAUUCAGGACACUCUUGUUCUUUGAAGUUACGUUUUCCCCCGUGGAAUGGAGCGAAGGCAAUGUUAAAAAGCCCUUUUCUUUCUAACAGUGAGUGGUAACUUACAAUUCAGUAAACAGAUGAUACCUUGCAUUUCCUUCAAUAUCUCAAAAAGGCAUCUAUACUGAGGCUCUAGUAUUUAAAUGUAAUGAUUAAUCAAUAAUUGGUUAAAGGCCAGACUAUUUAUCAACUAAACUUUUAUAAUCAGUUGACAGCCCUUAAUAUAUACAUAGCAAUAAAUAUAAGGAAACACAUACAUCAUGUAGUUAGCCUUAAUAUCUAUUAUAAACUCUUCUGGUAGUAAUACAUCUUGUUCCAAAAUUCAGAAGAUUGAAUCCAGUCCUGCGUUAAUGUACUUUUCCCUUUAAUCUCUUCUCUUGUCAUAUUACAUAACACACUUUGCUUUCCAAGUGGCUUUCAAUUCCUUGCACAUAGCGGUCUCUUGGUUUCCAAAAGUUUCUAGUGGUCAACAGUGCGGAGGGAAAACAAGCAAAACACUGGCGCAGCGUUUGAGUUUCGCAUCUUGAGAGUUGGUUCUGAGAAGCAACCCACCCAAGGAUAGGAAACACCCCCAGGCUUCUCUUUCCUAAGUAUGUACUCUCUCUCUCUCCCACAGACCUCUGGAAAUUUCAGCCAAGAAGCCAGUCCCCUAUCUAAGACGAGUAGUGCCUGUUAAAAAGAAGGUGAGUUGCUUUUUUUUCUGUUUAAUUUUAUUUCAUUUCCCCUCCCCCUUUCUGGUUUUUAUUUUUUCAUUUUCUUUGUUAAAUUUGCAAAUUAAUAAAAAAAGGGAGAAAAUAACCUUGUGUCUGUGGACAAAAAUAAACAGAAAAGAAAAGAAAAAUAUUUGAGUAACACAACUGAAAAUUACUUGGGAGGGGAUGAAUAUAAAGGAGUUCGCAUGACGGCUGAGGAGACUGUUGACUGAGUAAGAGCCCGUGUGACUUAGAGAGCCAGUGUGGUGUAGUGGUUAAGAGCGGUAGUCUCGUAAUCUGGGGAACCGGGUUCGCGUCUCCACUCCUCCACAUGCAGCUGCUGGGUGACCUUGGGCCAGUCACACUUCUCUGAAGUCUCUCAGCCCCACUCACCUCACAGCGUGUUUGUUGUGGGGGAGGAAGGGAAAGGAGAAUGUUAGCUGCUUUGAGACUCCUUAAAGGGAGUGAAAGGCGGGGUAUCAAAUCCAAACUCUUCUUCUUCUUCUUCUAAGCAGUGCUCAGUGCAGUGCUGCAAGAGGCAAGGGCCAGCGAGUGUGACAGGAGUGAUACAGAUCCGGCUUGCUCCUGAAAGACAGAGUAAUGAUGGGUGCCCAAGAAGAAAGACACCACUUUUUGGCAGUGUUCAAAUUUUAGUGCUCGCUCCUCUUUCCUCCUCGCCAGGUACCUCGAGAUCCUCGCUUUGAUGACCUCUCUGGGGAGUAUAAGCCAGAAAUCUUUGAAAAGACGUAUGGUUUCUUGAACGACCUCCGGAAGAAGGAGAAAGAGGUAAUGGCUGCAGCUACUCACGUCGAGUGCAACCUGCCUAGAAGGAGAAAAGGCCUGUGUCGAAGCCCGUUUUACCUCAGAGUCCUGGGUUGAAAGGCGACUUCCCUUUCAGCACAUUCCCCUCUUUCCCCCCUGCAGGUAGUUCAGAAGCACCUGAAGAAAAGCCGAAAUGUGGAGCGGCAAAUCAAGUUGCAGCAGCUCCUCAAGCAAAUGGUGAGUUGGGGCCGCGGGGAAUUAGGAGCAGCUCGGGUUUCCUUGGGAGACGCUGCAGGCAGGCCCAAAGUCUGGAGCCGCCAUUCUGCAGAAAGCUCCAGUGAGGCCAGUGAGAUUGGGGAGAGGAGAAACGUUGACGCUGGCCAGCCAUGUCAUGUUUGCAACUUGCCCCCCUUUGCUUCUUAGACUCAGCAGGAGGAGACACAGAGGAAGCAACAGAAGGAGAGAGAAAAGGAGCUGGCCUUGAAGAGGCAGCAGAGGGAGCUGGCCCAGCAAGGAAAGAAGCCCUUCUAUCUAAAGAAGUGUAAGUGUUGGCCUGUCGACAGAAGCUGCACGGUUCGAGCCUUGACUUUCCAUCAGGCAUUAAUGCUGUCAAAUAGGGGACCUGUUGCUGAUGCAGUGGCAUAGCUGGCGGGGGGGCACAGGGGCGAUUGGCUCGGGCGCAAAAUGUCAACACCCAGUGCUGCCUCAAUACAGCUGCGUGCUUCUGUCGCUAGGCUCUGCCUAAAACGGUUUCUCCCUGCGAACCAGGAAGUGACCUCUCCAUGCAAUGGAACAACUCUUCUUAUCUCUGUAGCUGCGAUCUCCUGGGUGACGGGGGCACUGCUAGGCAGUUGAAUGAGCAUGCGUACACUGUCUGUUUCCCAGCCUCCCACCCAUCCCCUCUACACGGCCCUGGGCCCUGGCAACCCACACUACACCACUGUGCUGAUGUAUGUAAAUUGGUUCACAGUCUGCAGUGGUGUGACUCUUGAACAGAAGGAAGAAAUCCUUUUAAGACAGGGCUCAAUGGGAGUCAGUUAAACAAACUGAUCAGAGUCAUAGCUGCGCUUCUGGGUUUGUCCAGGUUUGACCCAAACUCUGUGUGACCUUGAGCACCUGAUAGUCUUCCCCUGACCCUGUUUACCUUCUAUAAAGACAGUCUGUCAUGUUCUUCUCCUCUGCUUGGUUUGCAUAUUGGAGAUGGUCAGCACUGCCACUUUGAAUGGUGUUCUCACCUGCAGUGUUCAUUGGAUCUGAUUACCAGUUGCACUGGGGAAUAAUGCAAAGCAAAGGGACUGGAUGGUGACUUUUACUGAGGGGGUGUGCAGUCAUCAAUGUGGAUUUUCUUUUUUUUAAUCACGGGACUAUUAAAAGGUGGGAGAGGACUGGGAGUGGAAGAGGAAACUUGAGUUAGGGAUGGGAAUUGCUAGUGACAUUAUGAACAUGGCUGGCUUGAAUUAAGGCCACUUUCCCUUUUGUGCUUUGCAGCUGAUAAGCGGAAAUUGGAACUGGCUGAGAAGUACAAAGAGCUGAAGAGGAGUGGGAAGCUGGAGGGCUUCCUGAGCAAGAAGAGGAAAAGGAAUGCGGCCAAGGACAAAAGGAGGCUGCCUUUUAGGAAGGAUGUGUAA